Molecule: messenger RNA, 1240 nt
Organism: Dermacentor andersoni
Lineage: Eukaryota; Metazoa; Arthropoda; Arachnida; Ixodida; Ixodidae
Product: sodium-coupled monocarboxylate transporter 1-like
Biological process (GO): sodium ion transport
Molecular function (GO): symporter activity
Source: RefSeq, a predicted model, not a curated record
GGGACCAUUUACCGGGCUCUUCCUCCUGGCCCUGUCGUCGCCAUGGGUCAACGCAAAGGGCGCGGGCUGGGCGACGCUGCUGGUCUGCAUAUUCAUCCUCUGGCACGCUAUAGGAAGGAGCCUAUCAAAUAUCGCGCAACCUCCUCACCUUCCUAAAACACUCGACCGUUGCCCACUACCUACGAACAUAAGUGGCUGGAUUGAGGAGCCUCUAGCUGGAGCACAUCAGCAAGAAGACACGAGUUCGAGUGUGUUCAGGCUAUACCUGGUGUCUUUUUACUGGAUAUCUUUCAUCGGGGCCCUGAUGACGAUUUUCUUGGGGACUGCUCUAAGUCUUGUGACUGGUGGUCGCCGAACGGCAAGAGUAAAUCUACGUUUUACUAGCCCGGUAUUUCUGAAUUUCUGGAAGCGGUUCAGAUAUAUGCGUCGAACAUUUCAGCUUCAAGGAGACGAGAGGAAAAAUGGAGUUGCUGUAUUGCAACCCAAAAAGCGAGGCGACGAAGAUGAAGAACUUGUACGCCUCGACACAGAGCUGGCUCCUAUGAACAAAGAAAGUGAUCGACUUGGAGGAUGUCCUAAUGAUUCGCAACGUGCUACAAUUAAUAUUAACGAACCAACGUAGAAAAUACGCAUAUUUAUUACUUUCCUUUUGCAUACAAUGAGGCGGCACGCCUUUUCGCACGGCCUUGUCAAAACAUCAGGAGGGUACGCCUACAAAUCGCCUUUUCUUGCGGGCUUUACGGUUCCGGUAACGCGUUUCAAAACAUGAGAUGUGUUGCGAUUGUGCUUGUCGUUUGCAAAAUUUCCAGACAAAUAUAUUGGCGCUCAUUUUGUCCUGAUUGCAGUCGGCUGCAGUAUCGCUGCUGCUUGUGGGUGGCUAUCGCUCGGCCGCUUUUCCACGAAAGCGUCCAACAUGUUAAGGGAAAUUCGUAAAGGUGCGCAUAUAGUACGGUGGUUCCAAAGUGACAGCUAGGGGCCGGAGAAGUUGGCUGUGUCACGAUACUGACGCGAGGUACGCCGAGUACAUGCCUCUCGUAUCGCAAGGCGCGGAGAGCAUGGCCCCCGUCAAAGCGGUAAUCGAGCACAAGAGGGCGCUGGAUUCGCUGGAGUGUAAUAUCGUACCUGUUUUAAUUUUUGUUAGAUGUGUGCUCAGAGGACCCACAAAUUCGAUUCCCUCCUCUCACAUCAAUGGCUUCAUGCUUUCCUCUGUCUAAGUAAUAAAAAAGCGUAAAAAAACUCU